Messenger RNA from Phytophthora nicotianae INRA-310, 1026 nucleotides. RefSeq lists its product as hypothetical. Gene Ontology annotation, molecular function: peroxidase activity. Bases 6 to 908 code for a protein of 300 amino acids. The transcript has a single exon. NCBI's taxonomy places the organism in Eukaryota, Oomycota, Peronosporomycetes, Peronosporales, Peronosporaceae. The record is from RefSeq and is a predicted model, not a curated record.
UGCUAAUGUACAUGUACCUCCAUCAUAUCUCACUGCGUAAUGAAGGUCAUUCAACCCACCUGUAUUCUAUUCCCUACUUUACAACUCAAUCCAGAAUCUGCGCCACAAUGACCAAGCGAGUCGUCAACCCUGCCUUCAUCAUCAUGGUAUCCGUUCCAAUCGCUAUGGUGCUAAACGUUUUCAUCUCCAUGAACAAGCCUUCGCGGGUCGUACCCCAAUCUGUGGAUCUCACUGGAGACCAUGCAUACUAUCGACCAGGGGGUACCGAAGUCUCCGGGUUCAAGGACAGCACGUCCACGUAUCAUCGAAGUCCGUGUCCAGCACUCAACGCUUUGGCAAAUCACGGCUUCCUCCCACGCGAUGGUAAGGAGAUCACCCCAAUACAUCUCCAACAAGCUCUCGUCCAAGUAUACAACCUCGACAACCCACUCGCCGAGUUUCUUGUGAGCAGCUUGCCCGCUGAAUUCUCUCUUGCAGAUCUGGGCGAACACAACGUCGUCGAGCACGACGCCUCCCUCGUUCAUGAUGACUCGUGGAAAGGACAAGAUCCGUCGUCCGUGAACGUCACAUUGGCCAUUAACCUGCUUUCACGCGGCCAUCAACUAACGAAAACUACGUUGGCUGUAUAUCGCCAUGAGCGAGAAGCCGACAGCACUGCGCAUACACCAGACUUUAAGACGACAUUCACCAUGGAGCGAGCUCUGACUGCCUACUCUGAGGCGGCUGUAAUGCUUCUUGUACUUGGAAAUUCUUCAAGCAUACCGACAGAUUAUGCCCGUGCGUUCUUGGUCGAAGAGCGCAUUCCAGGUGACUACAAGAAACCAAGUGUACCGAUAUCACUUAGUCAAUCUCUUUGGCUCGCGUUGCAGCUGAAGACGCUUGCUCUGCUCAGCCCAGUGUUGGCAUAAACUAACAAACUCUUGACAAAAUGAACAGUGCAUUUACUCUUUUUCUCGCCUCAAAAACUUACGCGUUUACUCAGUAAAUGGCACGUAGAAGACGACUACCGUUACAGAUGGACGUGGC